AGAUUUAUACAGUAGUUCAACAAAAGUCACAUACUUCAGGAUACUUGCUGCAGAGCUGACCUUCUAGGAAAGAGUUGGCAUUCCCAUGAGCAAUGGAGAAAAUCUAUGACAAUGCUGUUGAUGUCAAAACCCUAAGCUCAAGAUCACCAACAAUACAAGAAGGUCCCAGGAGACUUCUCAGAGCAUCUGUUCUCGGUCUGGGGCUGCUGAGUGUUUUCCUGCUGGCUGGACUCAUCGGCCUUGCUGUCCACUACCAUAACUCAGUAGGUGGUGCAGCUGAGCGUCUCCAGGCCAGCGAUCAGCUGAUCAACCAGCUGAAGGCCAACCUCACUGAAAAGACCAGAGAGGUGGACAGGCUUCAGUGUUUGAUGGGCAAGGGAUGGAGGAAGUUUGGUAGUUCCUUUUAUCUCCUCUCUACUGAGCAUGCUUCUUGGGAACAAAGCAAACAAGACUGCACAGCCAGAGGAGCAGAUCUGGUGAUCGUAGACAGUGAGGAAGAACAGGAAUUCAUAACUAGCAUGAUCAAGGAAGACACUUGGAUUGGUUUGAGUGACAGAGAAGAGGGGGGGACCUGGAAAUGGGUGGAUGGAUCUCCACUGACCCUGACGUUUUGGAUAGAAGGAGAGCCUGAUAAUGGAGGAGGGGGGUUUGAAGAGGACUGUGUAAACAUCAAUCCCUCCACCGGGUGGAACGGCUGGUCCUGUUGGAACUAUCUGCCUUGGAUCUGUGAGAAAGAAGCUUAACAUUGGUGUCUGUUUGGAUACUAAACAUGCAAUCAUGCUUUUACAAUUUAGUUUAAAUCGAGUUAUUUAAAACUAUACAAAAUGCCUGAUUUCAUGAAUAAGAAUUACUUUGCUCGAAUUGAUGAAUCACAAUUUGUUUAGUGUUUUUGUUUAGGAUUAAUAUUAGUAAUAAAUAAUUAGUCAUUUAAUUAGUUUUUGCCAACUUUUGUUUGCCUCAAUUAAAUUAGUAUUUGUAUUAAUCCUUUUACAUAUCUUAUGCAACGUUCUUAUGAACUGGAAAGUCAGAAAGCCCAACUGCUUCAAUUGAAAUAGAUGGCUGGAGGACUUCCUAAAACAUCUGAAGAAUGGAAGAAGCUGCUUUCUCCCUGUUAUAUUUGGUUAAGCCAGACAACAGGCUCUGGGAUAAGAUAAGGGCUUUCCUGAGGCCUGUACUACGAAGCUGGAUUUUCGCUUAGCCGGCUAACUUCAGGGAAAUCUCGGGCUUUCCGG
Messenger RNA from Trematomus bernacchii (emerald rockcod), 1232 nucleotides. RefSeq names its product CD209 antigen-like protein E. The transcript is spliced from 7 exons. Bases 93 to 743 code for a protein of 216 amino acids. The record is from RefSeq and is a predicted model, not a curated record. Lineage: Eukaryota; Metazoa; Chordata; Actinopteri; Perciformes; Nototheniidae.